Molecule: messenger RNA, 942 nt
Organism: Caenorhabditis briggsae
Lineage: Eukaryota; Metazoa; Nematoda; Chromadorea; Rhabditida; Rhabditidae
Exons: 4
Coding region: 1-942 (313 amino acids)
Biological process (GO): embryo development
Source: RefSeq, a predicted model, not a curated record
AUGCCAAGAAACAUGAUGGAAGCGGAUAUGUCGGCCUACUCAUACACCAACGAGUACUACUAUGGAAUCAGUGAUGUCUCCAAAAUUGUUCCGGAAAGCGUAUCACUUCUCCACUCAUUGCGCACCUUUAUGGCUGGUGAUGUCGACACUAUCACAUUGUCCGCUGACAUCUUUAACGAUGAUCAAUCUGCAGUUACCAAUGCUCAGGUCAUCUCCCAGAUUGGCAGAUGCAAAACACUCCGCGUUGAUGGUACUGUUGGAAUCGGCACAUCCAGCAGAGUCUUCUUAAACCAAGGAUGCACUAUCCUUCUGAAUAAACUUCAGAUUUCCGAAAAAAUCAAUAUUCGUGAUGUCUAUCCAGACGCGUCAAUCAAUCUCUCGAAGAUUUCUCACAUCCCAUACACGGAAUACUGCUUGUCCAGCGUGACUCCAAUUAAUCUACUAAACUGUGCCUCUAGAGAAACAAAGAUUUGUGUCCCAGACUUCUCAUUGUCUGAUAUCAAUCUCUUCAUGAAGGAAUGGCUCCAAUCACCAACCACCAACAUUCACCGUCUUACUUUGAAAGUAAAUAAUGCGGAGGAGGAGAACAUCGAGAAGAUGUUUGAGGGAUUGGCUCACCUUGGAAUCAAAGCUCCUUGCUGCAGUUUCAAGACACACUGUACAAAUGCCUCCUGCGCUCACCAGAAGCUCAUUCAUCUGAAAAUCACUGGUGUCGACUUGCAUCGUAGUGAUGGAGCUGUGGCCACUGUCUUCUACUCUGCCGCUGUCCAACACUUCUCUUUUGUUUUCUUCGUUCGGUAUCCUGGAGAAUGUUCCAAGACACGUGUCAAGGAGCACACCAGAAAGCUGGACAAGGUGCUCAAAAAGCAUCGAAAAGUGCUCGAAGAGUUGCGCUGGUUGACCGACUUCAGAAACCGGAUCAUCGGCGUGUUUGGCGGCUAA